Oncorhynchus kisutch (coho salmon) is the source of this 522-nucleotide messenger RNA. RefSeq names its product neuronal acetylcholine receptor subunit alpha-7-like. The record is from RefSeq and is a predicted model, not a curated record. Gene Ontology annotation, molecular function: transmembrane signaling receptor activity; acetylcholine-gated monoatomic cation-selective channel activity. Gene Ontology annotation, biological process: monoatomic ion transmembrane transport. The coding region runs from base 1 to 522 and encodes 173 amino acids. The transcript is spliced from 8 exons. Gene Ontology annotation, cellular component: postsynaptic membrane. NCBI's taxonomy places the organism in Eukaryota, Metazoa, Chordata, Actinopteri, Salmoniformes, Salmonidae.
AUGGUUUCUGUUGUGUUUGCUGGUCAGUACCAGCGGAAGCUGUACAAGGAUCUGUUGAUUAAUUAUAACCGUCUGGAGAGACCAGUGUUCAACGACUCAGCUCCUAUACUGGUGGAACUGGGCUUCACACUGUUACAGAUCAUAGACGUGGAUGAGAAGAACCAGGUUCUGAUGACCAACGCCUGGCUGCAGCUGCACUGGACAGAUACUUACCUCUCCUGGAACCCAGAGAACUUCCCAGGUGUUCAGAACCUUCGUUUCCCCUCCAAUCAGAUCUGGGUUCCUGAUAUCCUCCUCUACAACAGGUACGUCCCUGUGUUACCACAUUACCCCCCCCCCUCCAGGUACGUCCCUGUGUUACACCAUUACCCCCCCUCCAGGUACGUCCCUGUGUUACAGCCAUUACCCCCCCCUCCAGGUACGCCCCUGUGUUACACCAUUACCCCCUCCCCUCCAGGUACGCCCCUGUGUUACACCAUUACCCCCUCCCCUCCAGGUACGUCCCUGUGUUACACCAUGUAG